CGGAAGCCACGCGUCCAUCUCUUAAUCUGUACUAAAUCUAAACCUUGGUCGCUCCUCAACUGAAGUUUACAAUUGAUAAACAGUUAUUAAUUUAGUAAAUUCUGUUUUUCAAUGAGACCUGUAGUGACUCGCGAGUAAAAAACAUGGAGGAGAUGCAUUCGUGUAGCUGUUGCCUGGUGCGGCCACCGGAGAAGGGGCUUAAGACGCUGUAUAAACAUCUCGGCAAAACCGAGAUCUAUUACGACAUGCUGAAAGACUGCUUCGAUAUUAAUCUCGGAAUGGGUAAUGACGAGUGUGGCAUCUGCGAGGUGUGCGUGGGGCGGCUGCGAGAUGCGAGCGACUUCAAGCUGCAAGUGCAGCGCUGCCAGGCCGAGAUGCAUGCGCGGCUCAAGGGAGUACUCUCUACCAGUGACAAGUUCAAAAUCAAGUCUGAGAAAGCGGGUGGAGAUGAGACCCCCAUUCGAGACAUCAAGAUGGAGAAGUCGGACGUGGACAUGGUGGCUGACGGCGAGGUCGUAUCAGUGACCAUAUUCACACACACGCAGACAAGCAGAUCACCAGGGACUUCAGCAAAGCCUGUUACUACCGCCACCAGCCGCGGCAGAGUGGUCGAAUGCGACAUAUGCUACAAAACAUUCGAUACUAAAAACGCAAACACCAGACUCAUGAUCCAUCGCCGCUCCCACACUGGAGAGAAGCCUUACGCCUGCAAAUUAUGUAACAAAAGAUUCGCACAAAGGAGCCACUUAAACACACAUAACGCGUUCCACAUGGGGAAGUUUAGAUUCUCUUGCGAACAGUGUGACGCGCGAUUCUAUCAAAAAAACCAAUAUGAUGUACAUAUGCGUGGACACACAGGUUCAAGACCGUUUUCGUGUGAAAAUUGCAAAAAAUCAUUCAUACAAAAAGGCCACUUAACCCGUCAUAAAAGAAAAUGUGAUCCUAUUCAUGUAGAGCCAGGGGAGAUUCCAUGCAAACUAGAGUAUUCAGAUGACACUGUAGAUUUGACAUGUGAUAUAUGCAAAAAAACAAUUUGCAGACGAAAGCGCCUUUAAAGUUCAUAAAAAAUCUCAUUCCGGUGAUUAUCCAUUCACUUGCGAUAUUUGUGAAAGAAAAUUUAAUACGCAGUUUGCUUUGAAUAAUCAUAAGUUUGACCACUCGGGAGGAAAACCUUUUAAGUGUGAAAAAUGCAAUAAAGCUUAUACAUCAAAAAGUGCUUUAAAUUUGCAUUUGAAAGUUCACACCGAGGAUUACAAGUAUGUGUGUGACGUGUGUAAGAAACGAUUUAUACUAAAGGAGAAUUUGAAUGUACAUAUGCGUUUACAUACGGGGGAAAAGCCUUAUACUUGUGCAACAUGUGAAACUAAGUUCCGAUAUAGAUAUAGCUUAAAGAAACAUUUAUUAGAGAAACACAACCAAGUUAUGGACAAGCAGUUCCAUUGCAAUAAAUGUGAGAAACGAUUUGCUCUACAAGGGACUUUAGCUAAACACAUGGAGAGACAUGCUGAUAAAGAAAUAGAAGAUAAAGCGUUAAGGGAAGGGAGGAAGGAAUACAUGUGUGAAAUAUGUAGCAAACAAUUUUCAUCGAAAGGUAUCUUAAAAAGUCACAGAGAGACACACAAUGAAGAAAAAGCUUUCGAAUGUGAGGUUUGUCAAAAGAAAUUCAGAAGGAAGAAGGUUUUGCAAGACCACAUGAAGGUGCACGAGGACUUUAGACGGUACUCAUGCGAUGUAUGCGGUGUACAGUUCAAACAUAAAUCUGCUUUAGCAGUUCAUAUUCGACGAAUGCAUUCAACAAUUAGACCUCAUACUUGCGACGUUUGUAAAAAAGGUUUCAAAGUUCUUGCUGGAUUAAAAGAACACUAUCGGGUACACACUGGGGAAAGACCAUUCGUCUGCGAAAUAUGCUAUAAGAAAUUUCAGCGGCAUAGUGCGGUUAGGAAACAUCUUGUGAAUGUCCACCACGAGAAACCUAACAGAUUUAUUAAAUUAAAAACGUCAAAUAAUUUUAACUAA
Molecule: messenger RNA, 2016 nt
Organism: Cydia pomonella (codling moth)
Lineage: Eukaryota; Metazoa; Arthropoda; Insecta; Lepidoptera; Tortricidae
Product: zinc finger protein 39-like
Exons: 5
Coding region: 144-1055 (303 amino acids)
Biological process (GO): regulation of transcription by RNA polymerase II
Molecular function (GO): DNA-binding transcription factor activity; RNA polymerase II cis-regulatory region sequence-specific DNA binding
Source: RefSeq, a predicted model, not a curated record